AGAAGCGUGAUCCCGUGGACUUAAGUCGCCUACACCCUUCGGAGGAACUGAAGGGAGGCGACUCGCUGCCCUGGAAGACCAAGGUGACUCCUGCAUGGACUGGACUGGCGGCGCGGGUCACCCUGGAGGUCAAAGGUGUGCUUGGAACUGGCUCCCUUCACUUGACUGGCGGGGACGGUACUUCUGUCACCUUCCUUGCUUACGGUAGUCACAGCUGGGCCGCUGGAUCACUCCCCGCCGAUCACACUGGCAGUGAGCGAAACGAGGAACAGAUUGCUCAGCGGGAAGGUGACAAUAACAGUGGCGCUGGUUAUGGGAACCGCCCAGGCCACACCCGCUGGCCGCCUGCCAGUCAGGGGUUUCAGUUUUCCUCUCACGGGGACAAGGCCCUCCCCCCACACCCCCAGCGAUGUGCCCAUUGUUUGCACCGGCCGAUAAAAAUGAUGGCGCCGCCUCGAGGACACCGGUGUACGGCCUGGCGUGUAGGGAGGGGAGGGACGGCCUGAUCCUGGAAGCAACCCACGUGUACACUGACCCCGGCAAGUACCAGGUGGACGCACACUUCCUGGAUGACCUGCUGGGGGUCGUUACGGGAAGGUGGGAGGCCCAGGUGGAGGUGGAGGAGCUGCUGCAGGUGACCCUGGGACCGAGUCAAGCCCUUCCUCUGCAAGAUGGACGGGCCGUCGCCUCUGCCACCCUCUCCCUCACACCCUCCACCGAGUCCCUCCCGCUGCCGUGCCCCGAGGGACUCAUCUCGUGGGCCUGGGAUUUUGGAGACGGCACGGGGGAAGAAGUAGGAGGAGAGUGCACGAGUGAGGAGAGAGAAAAGGAAGAGGAGGAGAGGAUGAGUCGAGAGAGAAAACGUGGGAAGGGCAAGGAUUCAGAUUUUUUAAGGAACGCACAGAAAAGGAGGGAGAACUUUGCUGGACUGGAGGAAAGUGGAGGAGAGGGAAAGAAGGAAGUUGAGAGCACGGACAAAAGAGCUGGAGAGGAGAGGAAGGCGGAGGAGGGAUUGAAAGACCAGAAGAAAGACAGUCCAGAUUCCACUGCUCCUUCACUCUCGUAUUUUACCUCCAGUCUUUCCACCUCCACCACCGCUACUACCACUACUACUUCACUCUCCUCCACCUCCACCUCCACCCACGCAGAUGAUGAUCCUCCCCCGACCACAACCAGCACCAGCAUCACCCUCCACCACACGUACACAGCCCCUGGGACAUUUAACAUGAGUGUAGUGCUGCUGUGUGGCUGUCGCGCCGUGGCCAGGAGGGACAUGGGCCGCGCCUUCACGGUAGCAGUGCCCAUUGGCGAUGUCCAGAUCAGUGCAUCCGAGACUCACCUGCUGCUGCUUCAAGGCGACCGUGGACACCCCCCGGCGACUGAGGAGGUGGUGAUGAUAGUGAAGGUGACCAACGGUUCCCUCCUCCAUCUUGUCACCCUGCACACUGAUGAUGGCACGCAGGUCCCUCUCCAGCCCAUCCUGACCCACCCUACAGGACCCUGGCUGGCCGAGGCGAAGCACAAAUACCAGCUGCCAGGGGAGUACCGGCCGUGGGUGGAAGUGAGCAAUCCGGUGGGCGAGAGGCGGGCGGUUCUCCACACAGUCAUCAAGGUGGAUCAGCCGCCCAACACGCCCAGCACUGGUAUGAGCACGACGGACAAGUGGAGAAAAGAUUUAGCUUGAGCCAGUUUUCACAUCAGCCAUAGUAUCAUCACACAGAGCGACUGAAUCAAGACUAAGUAUACCACACCGUGCAUGAGGCAAAGAAGAAAACUAUAUAGCAUGUAGACUGUGACACUGCCAUACAGUGUUACGAAAACAGUCUUCCUUCCGAUGGCAGAUGAUCAUCGCAAUUCCCUCUUGUAUCGUUGGCUGUUGUCCGAUUGCGUGGAGUUUCGACUUUACUCUUUCUUUAUCAUUGCCCGUACUGGUAUUAUUUCUAUCAAUUAAAGACACGUAUUAUGGAUCACUGAAAAUAUCAACGUAUUAGUUUCUAUCCAUAUAAUACGAUGGCUUAUAAGCUGAAUAGGAAUACCAAGUCAUUUAGCCGCGCGUUGACACAAGGCAGGGAUGGACGGACCAAUCAGCGAGCGGCUUCACUGCCCAGUUAGUCACGUCUCCGCAUGUGGUUGGUGCCGAUGUCAGUGAGUGAGUGAAGUGGUCCCCUGCGGAAAUUAUUCAUAGGUAAAUGUUAUUCCACCUCUAUGUAGCACGGCCUGAGGAGUCCUUAAUCGUGUGCAGGGUAUAGGAAAUUAACUGAGGGAAGUCUUCAGGUAACGCCGCUAUAAAUGUUGUGAAGGCUGGCGAGUGGUGGGGCUGGCCUAGGGUGGCCCGGCGUGGUACUCCCUUCAAGGUGAUUUGCUUAUGUCAUCAUUUAUUUGGAAUGUUCAGUGUGUUCAGUCAUAUCAAAAGGGCGCUUGACCGACCAAGAGGUGAAAUAAUGGUAAGACAAAGAAGCCAUUGACCGCCAUUGUCAGUGUUCGGCUAAGAGUGGCGGUGGUCUCAGCUUGAGUAGGUUAACAAGAACAUCGUAAUUCGUGAAAACCAGUAAUUUCUUCUUAUUUCAGUAUAUUAAUGAUGUUGCAGUGUGAGUGAAGUAAUAUACUCGUCAUAGCUUUAGCUUUUCAUGUUAAGUGGUUGGUUUUGGUUAUUACAGAGUCGUCUGUGCUGUGUUUACCAGCUUUGCCCAGCACUUUUAUAGGAAACUAGCCCAACCCUGUCCCCAUACGCUCUAUCAACAUUUUUAAAAGCAGAAAAUGGUCCUUUAACCCCACAUACUCGUACUGUACCUCUCCCUUCAUACUAAGGAAAUUUUACCGUCACUCUUCUGCCCUGCCCAGCACAUUUUAUAAGCAAAGUAACCCUAUCCACCCCUUGAUACUCGAUCUCAACACUUUUAUCUAGGAAAGCUAACUCUGCCAUCUUGUCUCUGCUUGCCAAUGCACUCAAAUAAAGGGAAACUAUACUAAUGAAUUCUGUCCCUUUUCUGUCUGCUCCAGAAUAGGAAAUCAACUGCGCCGCCCUCUCUCUCUCUCUCUCUCUCUCUCUCUCCUCUCUCUCUCUCUCUCUCUCUCUCUCUCUCUCUCUCUCUCUCUCUCUCUCUCUCCCCACUACGGUUCUAGUGCCACUCAAUCAGGGGGCUCUUGGAACAAGCCACUAAGGGAUGAUGGUUCAUGACCAGCCCUAAUUAAUACAGCAGACUCCCAUAUAUUUCACAUGCUGAGGUUAAUGUUUAUAACGAAUUGAUGUUGAUAACGGGAAAUUAUUAAUGGUAUAAUGGGAUCCCUGAAUGGCAACCGCCUCUUCCUGGUGCUCAUGUCAUAAUUACUAUAUUAUUUAUUUAUUUAUUUAUAUAUAUAGAUAUUUUUUUUUCGCAGAUGAUGUUCAAACUUGAGUGUUUGCAAAUUGAUAUAAAACAACACAUGACAAGUGUUUACUGUGUCUGGGAUGAUUAAAUAAAGCCUGUGUGAUAAAC
Molecule: messenger RNA, 3476 nt
Organism: Scylla paramamosain (green mud crab)
Lineage: Eukaryota; Metazoa; Arthropoda; Malacostraca; Decapoda; Portunidae
Exons: 6
Coding region: 410-1684 (424 amino acids)
Source: RefSeq, a predicted model, not a curated record